AGUAACGAAGUACAAGUACUUCGUUACUGUACUUAAGUACAAUUUCCGUGUAUCUGUACUUUACUUAAGUAGAUUUAAUAAUGGAUACUUUCUACUUUUACUCCACUACAUUUAACAGUAAGUAUCUGUACUUUCUACUUCACUACAUUUCUAUACAGCGUUUCGUUACUCGUUACAUCCAAGACGCAUUUCGGUUUUUUGAUUUGUUCGUUAGUUUGAAAGUAUCCAAUGGCGAGAGCAGAAUCAGUCCGCUGAACCAAUCCGAAGCGGGAAAUAACCAUUAGGCCCUCCCUCAAGAAGAGCAGCACAGUACGCAGGACCUGCAGAAUCAUUAACUCCCAGAAUGGAGUCCAAGGAUAGUCAUCCUCCAGAAGACCUGCCCCACCCAUGGCCUUAUUUAAAAGAUUUCUUUGAAAUAACUGGGUCAAAAAACGCUUCCUGGAGAUUCCAAUGCCGCCUUUGCCUUCCCCGAAAGCACGAAAUUCUAUCUUUCAAAAAUUCACCAUCAAAUUUGAAAAAACAUAUUGAGAGAAAGCAUGGCAGUCAUCUCCAGCAAUACCUUGCAAUGACUGCAGUGGUCGUCAAAAGGAAAGGAUCUGACUCCAAUGAAGGUGCUUCAACCAGCAAGCAGAGAAAACUUGAGGAAAGCACUAAAGUUUCUCAGAAGAGUGUUGACCAUGCAGUGAUAAACUUCAUUGUCCAGGGUUUGCACCCUUUUGGAAUAGUAGAACAGGCAGGAUUUCGAAGCCUGGUGCAGCAGCUUCAGCCUAAUUCUACUGUGAUAUCUCGUUCAACAGUUCGAACCAUGAUUGAAAAAAAUACAGCAGAAAUGAAGGCAAAUGUGAGAAAAGCAAUGCAAAAUAUCAAAUACAUUGCUACAACAACGGAUUCCUGGACUUCACACCGGCAGAGCUUUGUUGGAGUGACUGCUCACUGGAUAGAUCCUGAAAGUCUUGAGAGAUCAUCGGUAGCUCUUGCUUGCAGGCGACUUAAAGGUCCCCACACAUUUGACGCAUUGGCUGGUCUCCUCAACGAUAUUCAUACUGAGUUCAACAUCCGGGAGAAAAUUGUGAGAACCACCACUGACAAUGGCUCCAAUUUUGUUAAGGCCUUUAGGGUUUAUGGCCCUGAUGAAAACAACAGUCUGGACACAUCUAGUUUAGGAAGUUUAGCUGAAGGGCACCAAGUAGUGGAAGCAAAUGAAAAUGAGGAAGACGAUGCUCUGGGAGUGGAGGUAGAGGCUGUUGAGAUUGGAUCUCUCUUGGAUGAAGAAGAUGAUAGUUCAGAAUAUCAGCUACCGAAGCAUCAUCGCUGUGCCUGUCAUGUGCUUAAUCUGAUCUCAACAGUGGAUGCCACCAAAGCAAACUCAAAUGAGACUUACAAAAGCUUUCACGUGCAUCAUUUGCCAAGUGUGGGGUCUGUGGAACAAGAGUGCUCGAUCUACAAUAGCUGCUGA
Molecule: messenger RNA, 1456 nt
Organism: Gambusia affinis (western mosquitofish)
Lineage: Eukaryota; Metazoa; Chordata; Actinopteri; Cyprinodontiformes; Poeciliidae
Exons: 2
Coding region: 344-1456 (370 amino acids)
Molecular function (GO): DNA binding
Source: RefSeq, a predicted model, not a curated record